GAUCCUGCAUUAUUUGCGGAUAAAAAUGAGCGGUCAGCAAAAUUAUCUUCAGCAAACUGUAUUUUCACUAGUGAAAAAGAUCUUCAAUGGAUUGGAAGAGUUGACCGCAGUCGCAGUAUUCUUAGUAACUCUGUGGCUUCGCCUUUAGAACUCGAGAAAAAAGGGAAAAAAUAUGGUCGGCAGAUUGCUGUAACGAACGAUCUUCAUGAGAAACGGAAAAUUGCAUGGGGUAACGUUGAUCAAAGUGCAGCUGCGUCGGAAAUUGUAACUGUGAAAAGUUCUUUGACUGAUGACAAAACAUCUGCUAGUCCGAUGCAAGUCAGCACAGCAAACUACAUUAAUAACAUGGAUAUAAGCAAAAGAAGCUUAGCAAAUAGUGAAGCAGAAUUGUUUAAAGAGGAAAAAAAGACAAGUAGCUGGAACUCAAGCAAUAUAUUUACUGCAAGCGAUAAUUCCAAAAUAAAAGAGGUGCAGAAAAUUCCACCGACAAAUACGACGAUUAAUACGCAAAGUGCCACUUCAUUUGAAGCUGAAGUUGUUAAUAUUAGUAGUUGUUUGUCAUUUUUGGACGAAACGGAAAACAUACCCAUGUCGAAGAAAUUUUCAAAUGAAGUUGAAGACACAACUGCAUCAAGCAGCGCGAGUGAAGAUUCGGUUAAUAUCAGCAGCGUAAAUUCGCAGAUUGAACUGUUAGAUAAUAUUGGAGCAAAUGUUACCGCAAAUAAGUUUGCUGAAACGUCAAUUCAUGAUGUUUCUGAAGAUGACGUCCAAAUUAUUGGUUAUUUUGCUCCAUCGCAUUCCACUUCAACAUCAAAGCCAGCGCAGGAAAUCCCAGAGACCUUAUCGAGAAUGGAAAUGGAGGUGCAGUUAGAGAAUUUGAAGAAUCUUAAGCGAAGCGCGAAUCUAUCGAAACUGCCAGAUUGUGGGCGGCGAUUAAUAGAAAGAAUUGAAGUAUUGCAAGAUAAAUUAAAUAAUCUGGAUGCAUUUGAAAAGGACGAAAAUGUUGCUCCAAAUGGUUUGGAUUUGGAUUAUUUUAGCAAGGUUACAGAAAAGAGAGAAACUGAUAUUGUUCAGAAAAAGCAAAGACCACCAAUCAUUUCUCCUCAAAUUAUGGCUGGAGGACAUCGGCUCUUUGACGGAAAAACGGCAGAUAAUCGAAUUUGCCUGGCCAAUGCAGUUACUGGACAAGUUAUUGUUCAGAUGCACAGUUCACUUACAAAUGCCCCAGAAAAUGUGGGAACGGACACACCAGCGAAUUUGCUUACGGAAUUAAUGCCGCAUCAAAAAGAAGGUCUGACCUGGUUGCUGUGGCGUGAGAGACAAGCGUUACCUUGUGGAAUCCUCGGUAGCUAUAGUUUUUAUUGGGUUUUAGACCUAGCUGAUGACAUGGGCUUAGGGAAGACAUUGAGUAUAAUUUCACUUAUUGUAAAUGUCAAGGAAAGGCGUAAACAUGAAGAAGUGAUGGAAGGAUUAAACAAGAGAGUUACUAAAGGCGGUUUAAUUCCAUCCAGAACUACACUAAUUGUCGCUCCAGCUUCAUUAAUCUUCCAGUGGGAAGCAGAAUUUCAAAAACACGUGAAAAGUGGCUUUCUUUCUCGAUAUUUGUUCCAUGGACCUAAACACAAGCGCGAUAUAAGUGCAGAAUGUCUUGCACGGUAUGACGUUGUUGUCACUACAUAUGGAAUUGUGAGCAAUGAAUUAAGCGAAAAAUUUACUGCAGUUAAUGUUGAUGAUGAAAAGAGUAGUAGUGAUACUAAUAGUUUUCAUGAAGAAAAGAAUGGAAAAGAAAAAGGAAGGCGAAAGGUUUUGAAAAAAUCAGACUCAGUUCUCACGAAGAUAGCGUGGGAGCGUGUCGUUCUGGAUGAAGCGCAUCAAAUCAAAAAUAGAACAUCAUUGAUUUCUAAAACAUGUUGUAAAAUUCCUGCUGUGGCUCGAUGGUGCGUUACAGGCACACCAAUACACAAUAAUUUAUGGGAUUUAUAUUCUUUGAUAAGAUUUCUGCGUGUGGUUCCGUUCAGUGAGGAGGCUAUUUGGAAAGAAUAUAUUAUGUCAGCACAUUCAUCAUCACAAAGAUUAAAUACCUUAGUGAAAGGGUUGCUAUUGCGGCGAGAAAAGAAUCAGUUAUGUGGAGAAACAAAUAAACCGAUUGUUGAUUUAAGGCCAAGAAUGUAUGAAGAAGUUGUUAUGAAACUUCAAGGGAUCGAAAAAAAAGUUUAUGAUUAUAUGUUUCAGAUUUCAAGGCAAAAAGUAAAAGAAUUAAUCAGAACAAAGGAAGAAAGAGAACGAGAUCUGUAUGGUAUUGAAACGACCAAUUUUACUAAUCGACUAUCGAGGAAUCCAUUUUUAGGCGGUUCACGAGCGAUUCGAAACAACGAUAAUUUUCAAACAAUGAGUUGUGUACUAACGUUACUAAUGCGUUUGCGACAAGCUUGUGUACAUCUCUCACUAAUCAACCAAGUGGUCGAUAUGGAAGCACUCCAAACAUUAGGCGUUGAAGAGGAUGAAAACGCGGAAAUGUUAUCGAAGUGUUUCUCAAAUAUGUCGCUUUUGGAUGAACAAGCCCUCACUGCGAACUUACUGAAUGACGACAGAAAUGAACAUGUAGAACAGCUCUUUCAGAAAACUUUUAUUUCAACGAAGAUCAAGAAAUUAUUUGAACAUGUGGACUAUGCUCUUUCUUGUGGCGAUAAAUGUGUUAUUGUAAGCCAGUGGACCAGUCUUUUGAAUAUCCUGGAGUAUCAUUUGGGACAGAAAAAAAUUUUAUACACAUUUAUUAGUGGAAAAGUUUCGAGCAAGGACCGACAAAGUAGAGCUAAUAGCUUUAAUAAGAUUGAUAGUGGGCCUCGUGUUAUGUUAUUAUCAUUAACAGCCGGCGGAGUGGGAUUGAAUUUAGUCGGUGGUAAUCAUCUAUUCCUCGUCGAUUUGCAUUGGAAUCCUGCCCUUGAACAACAAGCUUCUGAUCGCAUUUAUAGGAUUGGGCAAACGAAGAAUGUUUUUAUACACAAGCUGGUGUGCCUUGAAACAAUUGAAGAACGUGUUCUGGCAUUACAACGAGUAAAGCAAACUUUAGCAAAGGAUGUUUUAGAAGGAGUUGCAUCAAAAAAACUCAGUAAAUUAACGAUUGCUGAUCUGAAAUACUUAUUCGAUUUGGGUCGUCCGCAUAAGGAUUUGGCAAAUUUUGCUGCUACGGUUUAUCCACCGAAAUUCAUCUCAUCCUCAGCAAUUUCCAGUACUAAUACAGGAUCACUUGUGCAACAGUACGAAAACAAGACGAAUAACUGA
Molecule: messenger RNA, 3282 nt
Organism: Acanthocheilonema viteae
Lineage: Eukaryota; Metazoa; Nematoda; Chromadorea; Rhabditida; Onchocercidae
Source: the annotation of a GenBank genome assembly